CUCUCUUAUAACAUGUGGAGGAAAAUAAAGCUAACUUCCUUCUUAUAUCCUUACUUGUUACAUUAUCCUCUUCUACACCAAAUAAACUUCCCCCUCAAAUUGAAAAAAAAACCUAUCUAUCUAAAAUGGAAAAAGAACCAACAUGGCAUGAACUUUUAGGAAGCAACGAUUGGGAUGGCCUUCUUCAACCUCUAAAUCUCACUCUCCGACGCUUAAUUCUCCGGUGCGGCGAUUUUUGUCAAGCAACUUACGAUGCUUUCAACAAUGACCAAAAUUCCAAGUAUUGUGGCACGAGCCGUUAUGGUAAAAGUUCAUUUUUCGAAAAAGUCAUGUUAGAAUCCGCUACCGAUUAUAAAAUAUAUUGCUUCCUUUAUGCCACGGCUCGAAUAGGCGCUCUUCAAGCCAUUUUCCUACACUCUCUGUCUCGCGAAUCGUGGGACAGAGAGUCUAAUUGGAUUGGUUAUAUAGCCGUUACAACUGAUGAAGUUAGUCGUAAACUAGGCCGUAGAGAAGUAUACGUUGUGUUCCGUGGCACGAGUAGGAAUUAUGAAUGGGUCAAUGUUUUAGGCGCUCGUCCUGAUUCUGCUGACUCUUUGCUUCAUCCUAAAUCCCUACAAAAAGGCGUUUUAAGUGGCAAAAACAACAGGGACGAGGACGAGGACGAGGUCAAAGUAAUGGAUGGGUGGCUUAAGAUUUACGUCUCUAGUGACCCAAAAUCGUCCUUCACGAGACUAAGUGCAAGAGAACAACUUCAAGCAAAAAUUCAAGAAUUAAGAAAUGAGUAUAAAGAUGAGAAUUUGAGUAUAACUUUUACAGGGCAUAGUCUUGGUGCUAGCCUAGCUAUUUUAGCAGCAUUUGAUGUGGUUGAAAAUGGUGUCCCAGUUGAUAUUCCAGUAUGUGCAAUUGUAUUUGGUAGUCCACAAGUUGGGAACAAGGCAUUCAAUGAAAGAGUCAAGAAAUACUCAAACUUGAAUAUCUUACAUGUUAAGAACAAGAUUGAUCUCAUUCCCCUGUAUCCAAGUGCUCUCUUGGGGUAUGUGAAUUCAGGUAUAGAUCUAGUCAUCGAUACCAGAAAGUCUCCGAGUUUAAAGAAUUCGAAAGACACGGGGGAUUGGCACAACUUGCAGGGGAUGUUACAUGUUGUGGCUGGAUGGAAUGGAGAAGAUAAAAAGUUUGAGUUGAAAGUGAAGAGGAGCGUAGCUUUGGUGAACAAGUCAUCUGCACUCUUGAAAGAUGAGUACUUGAUUCCAGGGUCAUGGUGGGUUGAGAAGAAUAAAGGGGUAGUUCUUGAUGAAAAUGGGGAGUGGAUUUUGGCACCACCUUCAGAUGAGGAUCUUCCAGUCCCUGAGUAUUGAAUUUUUUUGGGAAUGGGUAGUCUGUUCACUUUGCAAUUAUUUUUGUUUGUUGAAUGCUUUGGACUUGUCAAUAGUGAACGUAUCCAAUGUCUUGUGUUGUAAAACAUUGUAUACAUUUUCACCAAUCUAGUAUUGUACUAGUGUUGGAAGUGUUACAAGAUUGAUUCUUGUAAUAAUAAAAUGAAUAAAUAUGUC
Messenger RNA from Solanum dulcamara, 1550 nucleotides. RefSeq names its product phospholipase A1-IIdelta. Gene Ontology annotation, molecular function: glycerophospholipid phospholipase A1 activity. The coding region runs from base 126 to 1355 and encodes 409 amino acids. Gene Ontology annotation, biological process: lipid metabolic process. NCBI's taxonomy places the organism in Eukaryota, Viridiplantae, Streptophyta, Magnoliopsida, Solanales, Solanaceae. The transcript is spliced from 2 exons. The record is from RefSeq and is a predicted model, not a curated record.